Molecule: messenger RNA, 3319 nt
Organism: Lytechinus pictus (painted urchin)
Lineage: Eukaryota; Metazoa; Echinodermata; Echinoidea; Temnopleuroida; Toxopneustidae
Exons: 6
Coding region: 609-3065 (818 amino acids)
Source: RefSeq, a predicted model, not a curated record
AGAACAUGGAAAAUAUAUGUUUAGGGUGCUUUUUCAAACCCAAUGUUCACGCAUGGUAUCCACUGGUCAAUGGAAGUGCCCCCCCCCGGAUAAAAAGUUAGCUGAAUAACAAAAGUAACAUGCCCGGAAAAAAAUUGGAUUUUAUCUUGGCACAGAUUUUAAAUAGCACUAUCUGUAUAUGUCGAUUAGGAAACAGUUUUUCUCGGGGAUUCCCCGUGACGUGUUGCAGGAAGUGUCUGUCAACAUCGGCCAUUUUGGUAAUUGGCCGCGUACUCUACAAACUCUUCUUCGUCAUCUAUUCCGAACUUUGACAGUUCAUUGGUGGUCAUUGCUAUCAUCAUCAUGGAGACAUCCACUAUUAAAAUGCUGAGAUGUUGAUCAAGUGUUCAGAAUCAGUCGUUAAACAACAAGAUCUACUGGCAUGUCUGGAUUAAUCGAGUUCUGAAUUGGACUUGUGUUCACAUCAGAUCACGUUGUUGGCCAAUUAGGCUGUAUAUAUUGAAUUGAAUUGACGACCAGCAUGGCAUGCUGACUGGGAAGAAUGAUCAGAUAAUACUCUACAGCUGCAGGCCAUGCAGACUUUGUGUGGGUAGACCUACAUGUAUUGAAUGAGAAUGGAAAUGGAAAAGAAUAAUAGAAGUUCUGUCACCGAAGAAGAAUUUUUGAGAUUGGCCCAGCUCAUCCCACCGAGGUACUAUUCAGAUUUAGGGAUACAUUUGGGAAUCUCAUCUGCUGAACUUGAUCAUAUCAUUGUCCAACAUUCAUUGGAUUACAAGGAUGCAUUGAUGACAAUGUUCACACGGUGGAGAGAUGGACAGCAUCCAGAUGAAGACAUCAGAGCUCUUCUUGCAGAAGGAUUAGAAAAGAGUGACUUAGGGGGAUUGUCCAAAGAACUUCUAGCUGGGAAUCUAAUCCAGAAAACAACAGAUGUCAGACAAACAACCGCAACAACUUCAAGAGCAUCAACUUCAACAGGAGCAGCAGACAUGUCAGUACCACCACAUACCGUCAGUGAGGAAGAACUUUUGAUGUUGUCAAUGGAAAUUGGAUCUACUUACUACAAGAGGGUUGGCGUUAAACUGAAUAUCUCGUUUGUGACUCUUGAUAAAAUAAAGAAAGACACACAAGAUACUACUGAUGCUUUGAUGACAGUAUUCACAAGAUGGAGGGAUAAACAGCUUCCAGACACAAACAUCAGGGCUCAUCUUGCAGAGGCUUUACAAAAGAGUGGUCUAGUGUGUCUGUCUCAGAAACUGAUUACUGGAAAUCUAUUGACAGAGUCGACAGGUACACCUGUGACAAUUCCAGUAUCAGAGACCAAACCACUUACCCCUGACCUGAUCAAGAGAUGUAAAGAUGAGCUCCAAGACAAGUACAGGACUGAUUUCUGUAUGAUAAGAGCUGAUCCACUAGAUCCUGAUUCUGUUGUGCCAUUCGAAGAUAUAUACACAAGCCUUUUCUUGGAAGAAGAAAAACGAAGUAAAAGGAGUCAACUUGAGUACAAGGAUCUCUUUAAUCUCAGAAUCAAUGGAGUGUUCCCCAAACGGAUAAUGAUCCAAGGAGAGGCAGGGGCUGGAAAGACCACAUUCUUGGCUAAGAUUGCAUGGGACUGGAUAAACGAUAGUCCAGAUCUGUCAAAGUUUGUGUGGGUACUCAUUAUCCCUCUGCGUGAAGCCAAGCGAUACACAAUUGGUCAGAUUGUUAAGUCAUAUCUCUCAAAGGACAACCCAGCAACAGCCUGUCAGAUCACAGAGUACAUCCGUUCAAAUCCAGAAAAGGUAUUCAUUGCCUGUGAUGGAUUAGAUGAGUUUAGUGGCAAGGUUGUACAGCAUACUGAAAGCAAGCAAGGUUCAGAAGGUGCUCAGUCAGAGUUCAAAGUUGGAUCAGAAACAAGUCCAGCAAGUAUAUCUAUGCACACAAGAACUAACACCGAACUAAAUGUACGUUCUUUGGAGAGAGGUGAUAUCACAGUUGAAGAUAUUCUUGGCUCAGAUGAACUUCGUACUUGCCCUGUAAUGGUGACAAGCCGUCCAUGGAAGGCCACUGAAAUAAGAUGGAAUGAGAGUUUAAGAAGACUAUACACCUUCAUCCACGUGGAAGGCUUUAGCAGGGAGAAUGCAAUGGUUUACAUUCGCAAUUACUUCAAAGACACUGAGGCUACAGCAGAUGAAUUCAUCCAAUUGUUUGAAAGCAAUGAUAUCAUGUCAGAGAAUAUGGCACCAUAUCCUAUCUACAUAUCUAUACUUUGUCACAUGUGGAGAGAACUUGAUGACAACAAGAAAGAAGAGUUGAAGUCUUUUCAAACAUUCUCUGAAAUAUUCCGUGAAGUGUUUGAAUUCCUUAAGGUGCGUUAUGUCCAGAAAGAGAUCCCAGAUUUAAGAAGCACAUUAUUCAAUACCUAUCGCUCUGAAAUUGAAAAACUCAUGGAACCUGUUGCCAAAUUGGCAUUUACUGGUCUGCAAUCUAACAACCUUAUUUUCAAUGAGGAAGAUCUUGAACAGUUCUCAGACUCUGUGGAAACAGCAUGCAAAGUAGGGGUGUUGUCACAGGAGAAUAAGCUCUCAUCCAUUCAUGAUAAGAGCAGUCCGUACCUGCAGUCAACAUUCUUCUUUCCACAUAAACUAUUCCAGGAGUACAUGGCUGCAGUCUAUCUUGCUUCUCUCUAUGAUUUAGAUCGCACUGAAUUUAACAGGCUGAUUGAGGAAGUAGUGAUCCCUAGGAAGGAAGAGUUUAGGUAUCUUCUGUACUUCACUGUGUCACAGGACAAAAACAUUGCCAAGUAUAUCACCACGUGUCUGCUACAACAGUACACACAAAGCCAAGAUGAGGAGGAGAUGGAUUUCUUGGUUGAUGUAACCUUUGAGAGUCGGGAUGAAGAUACCAACGCCAUGCUCAGGAAUUCAGUAUCAUCUCUGUCCAUCAGUGUUGAAGACGCACACACUAUAGCUGGUUAUGCAUCCACUGGGAUAUAUUCAAAGGCGGUAAGUUGGAUACAAAGGAAAAGUACCCUGAGUUCAUGCAUGUUUCUAUUUUUUCAUUACAGUAGCACACCUUCAGGAGUAUAGCUGAAACUCAUCAGAAAAAUCUUAUUAGUCUUGAAAUUGACUUAUACAUAAAAAAAAAAAAAAAAAGCUGAACCAUUCAAACAUCCAUCUUUCAGUUUGUUUUUCAUUUACUGAGUAAAAUAUCAGUAGUACAUACAUGUAUGAAGAUAUUGGAAUCUUGAAUUGAACUGAAAUAUUGUCCAUCUUAGCAUGUUAUAUUAUUAUUAUACCGGGUGAGUUCAAUAAAAACUUAACAUCUCGAAUCCCCAAUUUAC